Molecule: messenger RNA, 2468 nt
Organism: Arabidopsis arenosa
Lineage: Eukaryota; Viridiplantae; Streptophyta; Magnoliopsida; Brassicales; Brassicaceae
Source: the annotation of a GenBank genome assembly
UCCAAUACUCGUUUAAGCAAGCAUCAUCAUCAAGAAAGAGAGAAAAUGUCGGAUUGGGGACCGCUGGAUUUUUGUCUGUUCGUGAGUAGAAGAAUUUGGAUGGUCGCCGAUGUAAGGGUUUCGUUUCCGCCAUGAACACCAAGCGCGCCUACAAGCUCCAGGAAUUUGUGGCACAUUCUGCUGCUGUUAAUUGUCUUAAGAUUGGGAGGAAGUCCUCCAGGGUUCUCGUUACAGGCGGGGAAGAUCACAAGGUCAAUCUAUGGGCUAUUGGUAAGCCCAACGCCAUCCUGAGCUUGUAUGGGCACUCUAGUGGGAUUGAUUCAGUAACGUUUGAUGCUUCGGAAGGCUUAGUAGCAGCAGGAGCUGCUAGUGGUACAAUUAAACUUUGGGAUCUCGAGGAGGCAAAGGUUGUCAGAACUCUCACUGGUCACAGGUCGAACUGCGUAUCCGUGAAUUUUCACCCUUUUGGUGAGUUUUUUGCUUCUGGGUCUCUAGACACUAAUCUCAAGAUAUGGGAUAUAAGAAAGAAGGGAUGCAUCCAUACUUACAAGGGUCACACUCGAGGGGUCAAUGUACUCAGAUUUACUCCAGAUGGUCGUUGGAUUGUAUCUGGAGGAGAAGAUAAUGUUGUCAAGGUUUGGGAUUUGACUGCUGGAAAACUUUUGCAUGAGUUUAAGAGUCAUGAAGGGCAAAUUCAGAGUCUAGAUUUUCAUCCCCACGAAUUUCUGCUGGCAACAGGUUCAGCUGAUAAGACUGUAAAAUUCUGGGACCUUGAAACAUUCGAGCUUAUUGGUUCUGGUGGAACUGAGACUACUGGGGUCCGUUGCCUGACCUUUAAUCCAGACGGAAAGAGUGUGCUUUGUGGAUUGCAAGAAAGUCUCAAAAUUUUCUCAUGGGAGCCAAUAAGAUGUCAUGAUGGAGUGGAUGUUGGAUGGUCAAACUUGUCGGAUAUGAAUGUUCACGAGGGAAAGCUUCUCGGUUGCUCAUACAAUCAAAAUUGUGUUGGCGUUUGGGUUGUUGACCUCUCGCGCACUGAGCCUAUGAGUGGAGGCGCCAGCGCCACUCAGUCAAAUUCUCAUCCAGAGAAAACAUCGGGCUCAGGCAGAGAUCAAUCAGCCACAGGAAGUGUAUCAGACUCUCCUCACAGGGUUACUUUGACCAGUGCUCCAAAAAGUGCUUCUGGUAUUUCGACAGUUGUCCCCACUGCUGCAGCCUCCAAGAGAAAUUUUGGAAAAGCUAACCCAAAGGCGAAUCCUCCUGUAAUCAAUAAAGAAGAUUAUUUUCCAGUAAUUGUCCCCAGAACGGAGCCAAUAAUUGAGCAGGCAUCUGAAUUCAGAGCAGAACUUGACAUUAUUGGAAGAACUAUGCCAUAUUCGCUGCAGUCAAAGGCGGCUGAUUCUCGGAGGCUGUCAAGCAGCAAAAAUGAGCCAGAUCUACCAACCAGUUCGCUUCUUGAAAGGUCUCAGUCUCAACAUAUAGAACCAAUCACUUUACAAGAUGGGAAUACAUAUCCUAGUGACGAAGGUGGCUCAUGGGAUACAGCUGAGAGAAUAAAUAAAGAUAGCAGAUACAGGGUAUUUGGAAGGUUUAAUUCAAGAUCACUGGUGAGAUCACCUCCGAGAAAUCACGACGAAAACUCUGACUUGAUUAGCUAUAAUGCAAAUAGAGAUUCAAGUCCUACUGAAAGUCGAAAAGGAGGAAGACUGCAUUCCCUCGUUCUAAAUAGAGAAAGAAGAGGAAGAUUUUCAAACUUUGAGGGUCCUGUUUCGAGUUCUUCUGGUGGAAAUAUGACUGCACCAAACAGUCGCCCUUCCAAUAUGGUCAAGCACAGAGGAAAUCAUGAGCCAGUUGAUCAAGGAGUCACUUCUGCUAGCGAAGAAGAUAUUGUUGUAGACAUAAUGGGGCAACACGAUCAAUUUGUCAGCUCCAUGCAGUCUCGUUUGGCUAAGUUACAGGUUGUCCGUAGAUAUUGGGAAAGAAAUGAUAUUAAAAACUCGAUAAGUUCAAUAGAGAAGAUGGCUGAUAAUGCUGUCGUUGCGGAUGUACUACUUAUAGUAAACGAGAGACCUGAGAUUUUGACACUGGAUACUUGUACCUCUCUUCUUCCCCUUUUGACAACUCUUCUAGGGAGCAACAUUGAUAGUCAUUUGAGUGUCUGCCUGGAAUUGCUGCUUAAGCUGGUAAGAAUGUAUGGGUCACAAAUUUACUCGUCGCUUUCGGCUCCAUCAUCUGUUGGUGUAGAUAUUGAGGCUGAGCAAAGGAUGGAGCGGUACAGCUGUUGCUUUGUCGAACUCGAGAAAAUCAAGGCUUGCCUUCCCUCUUUAGCAAGAAGAGGAAAUUUGGUGGCUAAGACUCUGCAUGAACUUAACUUAACAUUUCAAGAAGUUUCAUCAUGAUGACUCCGUACUUUUUGGAUGUGGAUUUGGUUCCAGUGUGGAGUUUAACAAUACUAAAGCUAAUUCUACCAA